Messenger RNA from Triticum aestivum (bread wheat), 426 nucleotides. RefSeq lists its product as uncharacterized. Bases 1 to 426 code for a protein of 141 amino acids. NCBI's taxonomy places the organism in Eukaryota, Viridiplantae, Streptophyta, Magnoliopsida, Poales, Poaceae. The transcript has a single exon. The record is from RefSeq and is a predicted model, not a curated record.
AUGGCGUCCCAGCUGGUCGAGAACCACCGCGCCGGCGCCGAGGUCGUCAAGGGGGGCAAUGUCUGCAAGAAGAGGUCCGCUGAGCUACUCGAAGAGCUCGGCCUCCCGAAAGGCCCCUUUCCAAUGAGCGACAUCGAGGAGGUCGGAUACAACCGUGAGAACGGGUUCGUGUGGAUGCUUCAGAAGAAGAAUGAGCACACCUUCAAGAAGAUCAAGCAGACUGUCUCCUAUGCCACCGAGGUGACCGCUUUCAUUGAGAAGGGCAAGAUAAAGAAGGUCACUAGGGUCAAGGUCAAGGAGCUGUUUCUGUGGCUCAGUUUGGUCGAGGUCUAUGUCAAUGAGUCUUCUACUGAAAAGGUCACCUUCAAGGUGGGCACCGGUCUGUCCGACACCCAUGAUGCAUCAGCGUUCGCUCUCGGAGAAUAG